AUGGGCAGUACAGUGCAUGAUUAUAAGUAUACCGUCCAGGUUAAAAGUCGUUUCGAUCUCUUUGCCAAGGAUGGUUUUAACGUUGAGGAUUCUUCCAAGGCAGCAAAGCCGCGUGAAAAACGCGAUAGACGUUCAUCUGGCAAGGCUAAACUGGAAGUAAUUGAGAAGGCUAAUGUCAAAGAGGCAGGAUCUCAGAUGGAGAGUCUAGGGGAUGUUAAAAAAGGCAAUCAAAAUCCUACUGAAACUUCCAGGAAUGAUCGCUCCAAGGGUGGAAAGCCUGGGCCCGCAGAUCAAAGAAAGGAUCGUCGCUCUGGGUCUGACAAGACGGGAGUCAAAGCCGUUCCGAAGAAAGAUGGUUAUGGAAAGUCAAAUUGGGGAACUAUGGAAGAUGAGCUUGAAGCUCAAACUGAGGAAAUUAACGUCGAUCAACCUGUGGAAGAAGAAGAAGCCCCGGAGCAAUCCGCUACUCAAGCACCUGUUGAGGAGCAGCCGAAGACUUACACUCUUAAAGAAUAUAAAGAAAUGAAGAAAAAGCCUAGCGUCACUUUGGCAACUAGCAAGGUUCGACGACCUAAUGAUGGCAAAAACGUUUUCAGUGACAUGGUUGUUUUGCAUGAUUCACAACCGGUUGAAACCAAAGUAGAAGUGGUUCUUGAGGAUCCUAAGGAAGCUGAACAAGAAGCCGAUAAGCCAACUUUCUUCAUGUUCGGUCGUGGUGGUGCCAGUAACUCUAGUCGACCAUUUCCAAGGGGCGGACCAAGAGGAGGGCGAGGAGGUAGAGGUGGGCCAAGAAACGAUCCGCCUAGAGACCGCAAACCUGUUGAACAACAUGACGAAGCUACUGCUGAUGAACCAAAAGCAGCUUCUGAAGAGAAAGUCAAUGAAAUGGAGGAGCCUAAACCAACUAAUGAUCGGCGUGGAAGAGGUCGUGGUGGUGAAAGCGGACGUCCAUUCCGAGGACGUGGAACAGGUGGUCGAGGUGGUUUUUCAUCGGAUCGCGGCGGUAGAGGUGGUUUUACAUCGGAUCGUGGAGGUAGAGGCCGUGGUGGUUCAACACAAGAUGGCGAGCGGUCCUUCCGCGGUGGUGCACGGGGUUCCGCACGUGGGGCAGGCGGACCUAGAGGAGGGUUCUCUGCCGGUGAACGUGGAGGUCGUCCAGAGGGUGGUCGUGGCGGAUUUCGUCGAGGAGGCCGUGGAGGUGGUUUUGAUCAUCCUGAAGGAGCUUUCCGUGGUAAACAUCAUCAGCAAAGUGCUGCUCCUCGUAUGGAUAGUGACACUGACUUCCCGGCCCUUAAGUAG
This is a messenger RNA of Rodentolepis nana, 1299 nucleotides long. Lineage: Eukaryota; Metazoa; Platyhelminthes; Cestoda; Cyclophyllidea; Hymenolepididae. The record is from the annotation of a GenBank genome assembly.